Toxotes jaculatrix (banded archerfish) is the source of this 1720-nucleotide messenger RNA. Its product is annotated as osteoclast stimulatory transmembrane protein. Gene Ontology annotation, cellular component: membrane. The record is from RefSeq and is a predicted model, not a curated record. The coding region runs from base 63 to 1469 and encodes 468 amino acids. The transcript is spliced from 3 exons. NCBI's taxonomy places the organism in Eukaryota, Metazoa, Chordata, Actinopteri, Toxotidae.
ACCUUCACAAUGCUCCAACAUUUCCCAGUCCUGUUUUUUCUCAACCUCAUAACUUCACAGAGAUGAGUUUUAUCACAGAGACUGUUAUUGCUCCUCUCAGGAGCAGAACAGGAUCUUGCAGACAGGCUUUAAAAUCUGUCCUGCUAUACCUCUGGGAUGUUUACUCUGCACCUACACCUGCUGGCAGAGACGUCCUGACUCUGCUGUCCCUCUGUCUCACACUCGCCAUCAUUACCGGUGGCCUGCUGCAUCACUGGCUGUCCAAGACUCUGAGAUAUGACCUUGAAGCGUCUGUUCAGACUGUCUGCAUCUACAGCGUGGCUGUGUUUCUGGUCUCAUUCCUGUGUCACCCUCUGCGCUGUGUGCUGACCAUGACUCUGCCCACUUUCUGUACCAGACAGGGACGCAAACUGCUCAUCUCGGCCUCUGUCAUGAUUUUAGUGGUGAACGUCAUCCCUAAUAUCACGGUGAACGUAGGGGCGGUGGCGCGCAUCCUCAAGUGCACUGCCGAGGGAUUUACGAAGACUUUGUUAAACUCUUCUGAACCCUUGAACAACGUGAAGCGAGACCUUGUUGAAGAAACCAUCAAAGUGAAGAGGGAAGACUUGAGCAUUGUCACUAAUUUAAGGAAGUUGGAUCACUUCACACGUGUUGAUGUGUCAGAAGUUAAAAGCAGGUUUAACAAAAUGAUUGGGCAGAUAGAGGUCAACUUCUCGCAUGCCAGGAGCCUGCUAAAAGAGUGCAAACUGCUGUCCAACCGGAUUCUUGCUGCCAUAUUUGUUGCUUUACUAAUCUUUGAAUCCGCUCGCUACUUGAAAUCUUACCUGACCUCAGUUCAGUUUGACAAUACCUACAUCUCCAAAGAGCUCCUGAAAAAAGCGACUCCUGCUGGUGAUAAAAGACCAGCUAAAAAUAAAAUCAGUCCUACAAGCUGUAAAAUAACAAGUCAGGAAUGUACCUCGUGCUUCAUUUCACUGGUUGUGGUGACGUUAUAUUUCAUUGCAAUAACUUCAAUAGUAGCUUUGGAUCAUGUUGUAUAUCACAUAGUUCAGGUGACUGUGCCCUGGUUACUGGAUUUUCCACCUACAUCUGCCAGCAUAAGUGUCAAUUAUAAGGUUCGGUGGUUCCCCCCUGCAUUCUGCAUUAUCCCACAAUCCUGCAUCACACGGGAGCUGACAAACUUCCACAGGGAUUACAAAUGGGCCUUCAGCCCCGAGCCAUCGAUCUGUGAUGUGACAACCUCAUCUCCAAACCUGGGAGUCGCACUCCUGCUGGGAUGUCUCUGGCUGAUGAGCUACUCUCUGGUGUUCCUCGAGGUUUAUGCCGGGCGGCUGCGCAGGAAAAUCUCUGCAUCCUUUUUCAGAAAGCAGGAGGAGAGGAGGAUGGCUUAUGUGAUGAGAAAAAUGCAAGUGAAGCAGGAUAAAGCAGAGCGAAAAGAGACUGUUUCUGUUGAGCUUGCAUGUGGGUGAAGUUGUCACUGUAAAUGCAGAGGCUGUCUCAUUUUUCUGAAAGUGUUUUUGGUCUUGCUUGCAACACUUAGUCAGUCGCCACCAUGAGGUUAAUACUUUGGUUUGUAGAGAAUUGUUGAUGCAACUAUUGGAUGGAUUACCAUGAAAUUUGAUACAGAUAUUCUUAUUAACAUGCAGCACCACCAGCCAAAGUCAGAGUUUUUCCUCAUCCAGUGAAAUCUCAGCAUCUACUUGACGUAUUGGCACAGAGA